Messenger RNA from Medioppia subpectinata, 846 nucleotides. Lineage: Eukaryota; Metazoa; Arthropoda; Arachnida; Sarcoptiformes; Oppiidae. The record is from the annotation of a GenBank genome assembly.
GUGCGGCAAAACAUCGACCAGUUUGGCGGCGAUAAGGAUAAGAUCACAAUAUUUGGUGAGAGCGCCGGCAGUAUGUCUGUGUCGGCGCUGGUGUUGUCCCCACUCGCCAACGGUCUAUUCAAACGGGCGAUCCUCGAGUCGGGCGCUGCGCUCAACGCUCGCACGAGUGGACACACAAAGGCGGCCGCUUUGGCCGACGCCAAACAGAUGGCCAAACACUUUCAGUGUCCCGAUGAUAACGCUUGGUUAGACUGUGUGCGCAAAGUGGCCCCCGCGGACAUUCAUGGCUACACCGCGCUUAGAGUGGGCCCAAUCGUGGGCACAGAAUAUAUGCCAUUGUCCGCCCAGGAGGCGUUCGAGCAGGGCAAAUUUAACUCAGACGUGGACCUGAUGGCCGGUGUUGUGCGCAAUGAGGGCUCACUAAUAGCUCCGCCACUGGUCGGCAAUAUUACCGAAGAUCGCUUCGCGGAGGCCAUCAAAGGUCUUAUUGGAGACACGGAUCUAAAUAAAGUGCUCGCCUUUUACCUGAAGGGUGUGGCGCCGGACGACUACUCGGCCUAUCGGUGGGCCUAUUAUGACCUGUUCGGUGAUAUUGGCCUCAAGUGCGGCACAUAUUUGUUUGCCAAACACUUUGCCAUUAAGUCAAACUCGACGGCUAAUAACGUGUACUUCUGGGAGCAGACCUAUCAGAGUGGCGGCCAUUUGCAAGGCUGUGACGAGAAGACAAUGGGCAUCUGCCACGGAUCCGAUCUCGAGUUCGUGUUCUUCAGGACCGGCGCUAACCCUGAGCUCGACAUACCUUUCAGUAAAGAGUGGAUCACUUUAUGGACUAAUUUCGCCAAAACU